This is a messenger RNA of Castor canadensis (American beaver), 831 nucleotides long. RefSeq names its product fetal and adult testis expressed 1 (gene Fate1). Gene Ontology annotation, cellular component: mitochondrial outer membrane; mitochondria-associated endoplasmic reticulum membrane contact site; endoplasmic reticulum. NCBI's taxonomy places the organism in Eukaryota, Metazoa, Chordata, Mammalia, Rodentia, Castoridae. Gene Ontology annotation, biological process: negative regulation of mitochondrial calcium ion concentration; negative regulation of apoptotic process. Gene Ontology annotation, molecular function: ubiquitin protein ligase binding. The record is from RefSeq and is a predicted model, not a curated record.
AUGGCAGGAGCACCCCUCAAUAUCAAGGAGGAGAUUGAAAUGUCCAUGGCUGAAGAGCUGAUGCCUGCAAUUAUCCUUGGGCAAACCCAAGAUCCCCUGGUGAUAGCAGAAAUGAUGGAGCAUGGAUCUCGGUCACCAGGUGUCUCCCAGAGGCGCCCAAAGUUGGAACCAAAGGUUGUUGGCACUGCACCCAAAUCAGUUUGGAGUAUGACUGCCACCAGGCCCAAGAAGAUGGUGCACCACCUGCAGAUACCCAGAAUUCCGAGAGAGCCAGGCCACGGUGAUGCCCAUAUCCAGGAGACUUCUGGCAACUUCCAAAGCAUAAAGUUCCACCAUGAGUGCAGCCCAGAAGCAGAUGUGGCAGCUGAGAUUGGCCUGGAAGAGGUCGACGGACUGGAGAUGGAAGUUAUAAAAAGACAGCUGCAUGCGCUCACUGGGCGUCUGCGCAUACUUGAGGACCAAGAUGCUACCUGGCGCUACAAGGAGACCAUGCUGUUCACCCUGCUGGUGUCGGCCUGUUUUGCCAACAUAUGGUUGUGGAUGCGCCACUCUCAGCAGCCCCCAGGCAUCAUCAGGGCCAUUUUACAACUCCAGUCAGGCCCCCUGCCUGGGAUGGUGAACACCCUGCAUUGGGAGGUCCCAACUGCUGGCAGUCGGGAGGACCUCCAUUCUGGAGACAGUGGGACCAAGAGGUUCCACUGCCACGCUGCCCUCAGCUUGCUUAAACGCUCCAUCAUGAGCGUAGCCUUUCUCCCAACAAGCAGCGAGUGCUCUGUGGAGAAGCAGUGUGCUGAGGGUGAAGGGAGGACGGAGGACCUCACGUACACUUAG